AUGGCGUUGGCCGCCGUAUCCAUCCUCGCGCGAGGCGCCGGAGUCGACGCCGCCCCGGGGGACGUGACCGCCACCGACGUCAACACCACCGUCACCCGCCCGAGCUUCUCCGUCGUCGGCCGACUCUUCGUCCACGGUCCCUCGGGUAACGUCGCGGUGGGGGACAUUUCGACGUACAACGACACCUCGGGGGCGCCCGCGCGCAAGCUCGAGGUGGACGGCUCCGCGAUGAUCCGCGGAGACGUCGUCUUUCACAACAGCAACGGCGAGUCCUCGAUCGUCGUGCUCGAUUCCAACGCAAACGCCCUCGCCGUGAAGGACGCGGGCGCCUCCCCGAUCACGUACUGGAAGAUAAACAGCGCAUCGCAGCGGUUGGAGACGCACGCGCCGAUUCAUGUUCUCGACACGCGCAUCGAGGCCAAGGACAACGACGCGAACGGACUCCAGAUCACCGCGGAAGCCGGCAACCCGAUCGUGACGCUGGACACCACCGACGCCGCGGAGAACGUGAAGGUGGCGUAUCCGAUCAACGCGAACGACGCGACGGACAGCUGCGCCACGAGCGUGGACGGGACGUGCAGCGCGUUGGCGUCGGUCGUCACCACCGGUGGGCUCACCGUGGGGAAGAAGACGUUCAUGACGGAACUGAAUUCCUUUGAGGUGAACCGUUCGAUUACACGGAGGCUCCUCCCGGAAGACGACGACGAGGAACACGAGGAACACGGCUCGCGCUCGCGGUUUUCUACGCACGCGGUUAUCUUUCGCUCACGUUCCCCCCCCCCCGGCUUUCGCCCGCCUCCUCUCUCCGCAGGCACCGUGAGGGUGGCGGACACCACCGACGUCUCCGUGACAAACUCCGAGACGGACGUCGACGGCUCGGUCCGCCUCGCGGGCGGCCUCGCGGUGGAAAAAUCCGCCGCGAUCAAGGCCAAACUCUCGGUGUUGUCCGAUACAAACGGCGAUUCUUCAGGCAUCGGAGCCGCGCUCUACGUCAAGGGCGGGUACCACGCGGGCGGGAACACGUACGUCGGCGGUGGGUCCAUGAUCGAGCUCGCGGGGAAGUCGGCCAAGGUGGGUAAGAGCGUGAACGUCACGGACUCGAGCGCGGCGCCCGUAACGCUCGUAACGCUUCGCCUGAAACCGGGCACGUCGGCUCGUUUAUCGGUGGACGUCUCGUGCCAAUGGACGGGGGGCGCGCCCGCGACGGUCGCCGCCGAGUUUAGCGUCCACCACAACAGCGGCGCCGCGCCGGAACCGGACGCGGGAACCACCCCGCCGCGCACGGGGCUGGUUCGCGCGACGCAGCGCGUGGGAACGGCUUCGGACGACGGGUACUUUGACUUUGUCGUCGUGCCCGACGAUUCAAGCGGCGGCGUCGGCGUCGAGAAGGAUUUCGCGGUCAAGGUUUUCACCGCCGACGCCGGGAGCGGGAACGCGCCCGCACUGGCGACGGCGUUAGUCGUCGCGCGCGUCACGGGGGAUUUCGUGUCGCUGACGUGA
Messenger RNA from Micromonas commoda, 1500 nucleotides. RefSeq lists its product with no specific name. The transcript is spliced from 3 exons. NCBI's taxonomy places the organism in Eukaryota, Viridiplantae, Chlorophyta, Mamiellophyceae, Mamiellales, Mamiellaceae. The record is from RefSeq and is a predicted model, not a curated record. Bases 1 to 1500 code for a protein of 499 amino acids.